Dicrocoelium dendriticum is the source of this 4182-nucleotide messenger RNA. The record is from the annotation of a GenBank genome assembly. NCBI's taxonomy places the organism in Eukaryota, Metazoa, Platyhelminthes, Trematoda, Plagiorchiida, Dicrocoeliidae.
GCAAAGCCGAAAUUCAAAAACGACGUUUCAAGAUGUCUUUUGAACGAUGAGUGUGUCCCUCCUUUAUGGCUCUCCCUCCUUUUCGCUGAAUGUGUGAUGGAUGAGUCGUGAAAGCGCCCCCAAAAUACUCCACAAUGUACUGCGCUCUUGACCUGCGUGUAGCAAUCUCUCGUAAUUUGAUUGCGUUGGUCCUGCUUACUCUCGGAUUCCAGAUGUGCGUUACCUCAGAAGCAACUGGGGUGAAGCGGGUUCACAAGGACUUAGGCCCGUUGGCAUUGCCGCCAUCAGCAUUUUCCGCCAGUUCUGUGUACAAAAACCUAUCGGAACAUCAAGCCCACAAGGCAAACCUGAACGUAUUUGCCUCACAAGAACAAUCAUCUGGAGCUUGGUGUCCGGGAUCACCAAUUCAGAACCAGCUCAGUGAGUGGCUACAGGUCACGUUCGACGCCCUGAAGAUUAUGCGAAUUAUUUUCACCGAGGGUCGCGGGCGCAAUCACAACGCAUACGUUCCGGCAUUUCUGUUGAGGUAUCAACGCCAGGAUGGUUAUCGAUGGUACGAUUACCGCAUGCGAAAUGGGACCAAAUUGCUCUACGCCAACCACAAUGGUCAGACUAUCGCAAUCACUCUGGACCCACCAAUCGUUGCGAAACGCUUCCGCCUCUACCCGUACAACGAGUUGGAACCACGAUUCAUGUGCCUGCGUCUUGCUGUCUACGGUUCCCCUUUUGAUGAUGGUGUUAUAGAAUAUGUCAUUCCUGAGGGAGGAAUCUACCGGCUUGACCCACGGCUCCAUGUCGCCUUGAAUGACACCAGUUAUGACGGAUCGUGUACUCAACCUUCGGUUUCCAAUAGUGCAAGUGAUCCCAGCACAUCCAGUGACCUUCGCAGGGCGUACUUUCACGGAGGACUAGGACUGCUGAUGGAUAAACAAUACUACGAUGGGCAGCUCCCCGAGUCUGAGAGCGCUCACAGUGUGGUUGGUUGGUUUCGUCGUCAGCAUACUCCUCCUUCUGAUCGAAUCACAAUGACGUUCAUCUUUGACCAAGUGCGAAACUUUACUAUGCUCCGGAUUCACACGCUGAACUCACUGAACUACGUGGCUUUGUUUCGCCGUGUACUGAUCCAGUUCAGUUUAGGCGGUCAGUAUUAUGACCGACGUUCGGUGCCGGUAAUGCAAGACAUCGUGCGCGACACUGAAAAUCGUGAGGCUCGAUGGGUCUCAAUUGAGCUGGGUUACCGUGUUGCAAGGUUUGUUCGUGUGACCUUGUGGUUCGACUACGAUUGGAUUGUGCUUUCCGAAGUGGCGUUUGAUUCAACUGUGGUCCCUAUCACCGAGACUGUCAUAAUGGAGAAGCAGUCUGAUCGUGUUUUCAAGCUACCUGACAUCGAGAUGCCUGAAUUCGAACCCGAACUAUUGUGGGGCGCGAUCGCAGCCAGCACUGUCGGAUCAUCGAUGCUGGAUUUCGGGUUACCAACAGAACCAACACCUCAUCGCGCUAUCGAUGGCAUAACGGAAUCGGUCGCAGCGAAAGAAUCCUUGGCGGGUGCCUCAGGCGUUUCGACAGGCAAACUUCGAUCAGCCAAUGCGCCAUACGUUGUUGCAAUCGUGUGCUGCUGUCUAGGCUCCAUAGCCUUUGCCAGUCUGCUUGUCUACAUGGUUUAUCGACUAAGAAGACUACGUCGUAAACGCUUGAAAAAGCUCCAAAAAGGUCAAUUGUUGGAUGGCGUAAAACAUCCAAAUCAAUUUAUAUUGACUAACCCACACCAGAAUGGCGGUUUCUUUCAACCCACAACCUCUGGGUCAUUUGUCACCACCAUCACCACCACCUCCCCACUGAUGACGCCGGAUGGUAACGCUAUGACUCCAGUGCAUUCACAUUUGCUUCAAUACAAUCCACUGAAAGCUGCCGCACCGACGUCGUUCAGCUACUCGAAUACUCUUAAAGAACUGGAAACUGGGGCCAUUGGCCAUGGAUUGACGGCUCCAUUGCUCAGCGCCCAUAACCUGGGCACAUCUAUUCAGCAUACAUUGCCUGAUGCAAUAGCCGUCACUGGCUACAAACCGUUUUCAACGGGUAUCGAUCAAGACAAACUGUUAACAUUUCAGCUAUUCCACCAUGGCUCCACGCCAGGUUCGAAUUUCUCAUCUCUUGGAGGCUUAACGUUGGCUCGCAGAGGCACAUCGGAUACAAGUGCAUUUUCCCCGUACCCAUUCGCCUCUGUGUCUCAGGCUGGAUUUAUCAAUUUAGCCAUGUCGGCGUCAAAGUCAGGUGAUAACGGUCAGGCCGCUCUGCCUUUCUGUCCUCCACCCCCGCCAGAUCAGCCAUUGCCUCCACUUCCACCUCCUUCGAAUUCCCCUGAUUCGCUUCAGCACCCGUCUUUUGGGGACAGAUUUUCCGGUCGAUUCCUGAUUGGAACCCAAAUGUCCUCAGCCGCGCCGUACGGUGCAUCAUUCCCUGUGCAUUCUUUCUCCACCGAUACCAGCCUUCUUCUCCCAUUGGACGGGUCUAUGCCUGAAUAUGCCAGUGCCUCACUAUUCAGUGGGAGUGGGAGCGUUCAACCUAGCCCUGGCCAACCGCCACCGGUCGGAUCAAUCCACUCGAAAGCGUCCGGCACUGAUCCAGAGGUAACAAGACCAAGGAUAGCCGGUGAAACUUAUUGUGUUCCACAUCAAAACAGCGCACAUGUGCCUUUCGGCCUUUGGUCCCCAACCAUGAAACAAGUUUCCUCUCAUAAACCUACCUUGAUGAAUACAGUUCCGCAAGCGUCAUUCUCCACUUUGCAGGGCGCUAGCAGUGAGGGACUGACUGGCAGUUUGGACUCCAGCGGCAUGUACUAUCUGGCUAACCCCAGCGACUCCAUCCAGCUUGACAUGCACAACCUCUCAAUCAAGGAUCGCAAUCUUCAGCCCAGGACGGUCUUUUUCCCAUUCUCUUCUGCUACUCCUCUAAUCCCCGUACAUGGGAUGGCGCUCAUACCCGAACUCAAGGCUGAAUUAAAUGGUGGCACGCGCAACCAUGAACGGAACGCCACUGAUACCGUAACGCCGCUGCAGAUUAACAGUUCAUUUGUACAUGAACAUUUUGUGGCGUCAGUUAAGAGUAGGAGCGUCGCUAAACCUGUGGCUGACCACACUUCCCUAGACGCAUCGAAGCAGCUCGUUUCAUCAAAUGUCAACCCAUCUAACGAUACCGCUACCAUGACUUGACAGUUUUCUACCAUGUUCUACCGAAAGUGAAACAUGCCCUGUGUUUUAGGAAUCCUUUGUUUGUGUUCGGAUGUCCGCGAAUCGUUCCAGUGCGUCGCCAAUUCAGUCUGCUCCACUUCAAUUUCCCCUUGAGCCACGUGUGAUUACUAAACUAACCCCUUUGGUUUCUCCUUCUAGUUCCCAGUUUGUUUAGGGUCGCUUGUGUAUGAUGUGUGAAUCCCCUGUUGGCGCCUUUCUGCCUAUUUUCAUGUCUUGUAUAUAGCAUUUGGUUCCGCUUCAGUCCCUUCAACCUUUCCGAUUGCCACAUUACAUCCAAGUUACCGAGAGCCCAUUUGACCUAGUGAAACUUCCUUUUUAAGCCCUUCAAAUUGUGCAUUUGGUCGCCAGCCAGCGAUCGUGUCGAUUACAAUCAGCACCCCACCUGUAAACUGAGCAUCUGCUCUUCCCCAGUCGUUGUUUAUUUGUUUGUUCACUGUUUUCGCACGCCGGCAUUUUGCACCUCAUUGCAAAACAACACUUGUGCACGUUGCCGAUACCAGAAUUGUUGGGCAAAUGGAGUGUCCACUGCCCUCAGGCGCCACCCUUGAACACUGCUGGCUGUGUUGGCGUGCGUGUGCGAUAUAUUUCCAAGAGAUGAACCCAGCGCCUUGGUCGUUUAGCCACUUGUCUAUGUGAACGGCUGGCGCCUUUACUGGCAGGUUGUACAUUAUUUCUCCCCUCCCGUCCAUUGCGCACACUCACAGCUAACUGUGAUCUGCCCGUCUGAUUUCUCAUGCAGCUGGUUUCUUCCCUUCCGGUUCGUGUCAACGUUUGUUUCCAUCUUUGUACAUGAUUCCGCUUCCAACCUUCUACCAGAUUUUUCGACCAUGCUCUCUCCUUGUUCAUCUAAAGCUAUCAACCCACUGGGAUUAAAUAUCUAACCCUUGCAAGUUGUGGAGGUGGUUUUAAUCAGGCACCAGAAGGUCUGUCUCAC